GAACACAUUGUCAUUCUACCCGACUUAUAACCUGCGCUAAUUAAUACUCACGUGAAAUUAAGAUACGUAUUGGAUGAUUGAGACAUGGACUGAAAGAUUCCGCAAUAUGAUUUUUACGCCUGCAUAAUUUUUUUUCAUUCGCUCAUAAGAGAAUAAAUAUUACCAGCGAAGUGUGAUUAAGGGGAUUAUAAGAACGGUGUAUAAAUGAAAAUUAUUCAAUAAUGACUGUUGGACUAAUGGAUUUGAUACAAGACUCUUAGUUGUAUAAAUUUUUGUGCAACACAAUUCAAAGGAUGGCCAAUCUUUCCGUGUUGUUUGUAUUGGUUCAUCUUUCUAUCAUCAGAAUUCAAGUUGCAGACUUGGCAGUUUGCAGUGGCAUUUUCCGCCCCUUGACAGGAUUGUAUGAGUAUUGUUACUGGAUGACAGCAACCAUGCAAAACAGCACUGAAAGUAGCGAGCUGUGUGGACAAGAUGGCGGAACGCUUGCUUGGGUGAAUAGUCAAGAGGCGCAGGAAUUUGUAAAGAGUAUCUUUACGGGAAAGCUGGCCCCUGGGAGCCAGUUUUACAUCGGCGUCCAAGAUCGCGAUGUAAGUGGGGACUAUUAUACGUACACGAAGGAGAAACAGCAUUACUUUAACUGGGACACCAUUGUGUAUCAUCCUCCUGGCCAACCUGCAUGGCAGUGCGUCAUGGUUGUCUAUGACACCUUUAAAUGGCGGGAAGUGAGGUGCUUAUUUCCUAAACUGGCACUAUGUUCAAAGGCGAUACAAAGAGAAUAUUUAUCCUCCUAUCUUAACCGAGUUCAUUACGGGAAAGCCUUGUCAGGCUAUGAAGUCUUUGUGUUGGAAGACGUUAGUUUCAUUCGCUGUGCUUUUGCUUGCCAGAUGAACGUCAGAUGCAGGUCCAUCAACCAUGACGUGACGAGCAGACGAUGUACCGUCAACAGCGAAACAGCCACUAGUUACCCCGCUCAAUUAACAGCGGCCCCCGGUGUCAGUUAUUAUACCGUGUUUAUAUGAGUCCGCUCGACUAUUAAAGGACCGAAUCACCCGUAUUAGAUUAUGAAGAUUCGGUAUAACAUCUACGCCUAUUAAAAUAAAAGUAUCUACUUCAUUAA
Ostrea edulis (European flat oyster) is the source of this 1117-nucleotide messenger RNA. RefSeq lists its product as uncharacterized. The transcript is spliced from 4 exons. The coding region runs from base 294 to 1019 and encodes 241 amino acids. Lineage: Eukaryota; Metazoa; Mollusca; Bivalvia; Ostreida; Ostreidae. Gene Ontology annotation, biological process: biological process involved in interspecies interaction between organisms. Gene Ontology annotation, molecular function: carbohydrate binding. The record is from RefSeq and is a predicted model, not a curated record. Gene Ontology annotation, cellular component: external side of plasma membrane.